Messenger RNA from Schistosoma rodhaini, 1321 nucleotides. Lineage: Eukaryota; Metazoa; Platyhelminthes; Trematoda; Strigeidida; Schistosomatidae. The record is from the annotation of a GenBank genome assembly.
CAAUAAGCACAUUGUUUUUUGGUUUGUUUUGUUGUUUUGGUUUUUCUUCUUAACAAUCCUGUUCAAAAAAGAAAGAAGGAACGAAAAACAACAACAACUACAACAACUACAACAACUGUAACGAUAUUAAAAAUCAUUGCAUACAACAUUAUUAAUGCAAGUUCGUAUUUCUUAUUGCAUGGCAAUAAAGAGUAAAUACACUGGAAGAAAAGGAACAAGCCGCUACACGAUCUAAACCUACAGAAUAACGAGUAAAAUCUGUUUUGUAAUAACUUCCUCCCCCCCCCCGAUUUUUUCGGUACUUGAACUGUGUCUUUCAAUUUCAAAAAAAAUAUAUAUAUAUAUCUGUUAUGCCAACAUACCGUGUUCUCAUUUCAGAGGCAUUUAUCAGUCCUGACUAUUGUGUUAUUAUUUCAGGUUGUUCUUGCUCCUACUCCUUCUCCCAAGUGAACGUCAAAAUAUAACGUGCUACACAACAACAAUAACAACAAGAACAGCAAGAACAAUCUUGAAAAUUAUUUCUUUUUUUAAAAAUUCUUUUCCAUUUUAGUAUCUAUGAGUAAAUAAUUGAAUAUGAAUGGAAUAUUUUGAUCAUCAAAAAAAAAAACCAUGAUUGAUUUAUUGAAAAUCAAUUAAUUCAAAUUUUAAUGUUAUUAUUAAUUUUUUCAUGAGUAACCUUGGCAACAAAAUGAAUCGAUCUGGAUCUACAUAUAAUAAUACUAAUAUUAAUAAUCUUACAACAACUAAUCCAAGGCACCAAACAGUUUAUCCCAAUAAUAAUAAUAAUAAUAAUAAUAAUAAUAAUAAUAUAGAUAAUGUAUCAAGGAAUUCACCAACAUUUUCAAUACAUUCAGCACCAUUUUUAAAUCAUCAUUUAUCAAAUGAACAACAGUUACCAUGGCAACCAUCAUUAAUCAAUAAUCAAUUAAAUAAUCAAUCAAAUCAUGAAUUAUUAUCAAUGAUUAAUAUUAAAAAAUUAUUAGAAAGAUUAAAAAAUGAAAUUGAUAUAGAACGUAAUAAAAAAACAUUAAUUAUAAAACAAUAUAAUAAUGAUAUAUAUAAAUUAACAAAAUAUUCUAAAAUUGAAAAUUAUAUUUUAUUAGAUGCAUUAAAAAAUGCACAAAAUAAAGCUAAAUUAUAUCGUAAUGAAUAUUAUAAACUUAAAACUAAAGUUCAAACAAAAUAUGUCAAUUCAGAACAAGAGAAUUCGAAAACUUUCACCAAAAAUAAUAAUACUACACAAAAAACAUCAAUGAAACAUCAAUCUGAUUGGAUGAUUAAUAAUAAUAAUGAAUUCCAUUUAAUUCUACGAAGAAUGUAA